Neurospora crassa OR74A is the source of this 705-nucleotide messenger RNA. RefSeq names its product ribosomal protein CRP7 (gene crp-7). Lineage: Eukaryota; Fungi; Ascomycota; Sordariomycetes; Sordariales; Sordariaceae. Gene Ontology annotation, molecular function: structural constituent of ribosome. Gene Ontology annotation, cellular component: ribosome; cytosolic small ribosomal subunit. Gene Ontology annotation, biological process: endonucleolytic cleavage in ITS1 to separate SSU-rRNA from 5.8S rRNA and LSU-rRNA from tricistronic rRNA transcript (SSU-rRNA, 5.8S rRNA, LSU-rRNA); endonucleolytic cleavage to generate mature 3'-end of SSU-rRNA from (SSU-rRNA, 5.8S rRNA, LSU-rRNA); translation. The record is from RefSeq and is a predicted model, not a curated record. The coding region runs from base 59 to 322 and encodes 87 amino acids. The transcript is spliced from 2 exons.
CUCGUCACCAGACCACACACCCCCAACCGCAGUCUCAGCACCCCCAAAGACAGCCAAAAUGGAGAACGAUCGCGGCGAAAUUGUCGACCUUUACGUCCCCCGCAAGUGCUCUGCGACGGGCCGCAUCAUCAAGUCCAAGGACCACGGUUCUUGCCAGAUCACCAUCGCCAAGGUCGACGAGAACGGCCGUGCCAUCCAGGGCGAGAACAUCAUCUACGCUCUCUCCGGCUUCGUUCGCGCCAUGGGCGAGUCUGACGACUCCCUCAACCGCCUUGCCCAGCGCGAUGGUCUCCUCAAGGCCGUCUGGAACCCCCAGCGCUAAAUGCCUGGAGUGUUUUUGAAACGAAUGAGGCAAUGGUACGGAGAUUCGAAAUCCGGAAUCGACAAUCUCGACCGAGGGGCAAUUUUGCUGAUAUGAUACCCAACAAUUCAGACAAUAUCCGACAUGAUCGAUCUGGACACAAGAACGACCUGUGGGAAAAAAACAGGCAACGACUUGGGACGAACAACUACUGGCAGCGGGACCACGACAUUGGGUUGGGAACUCUGGGAUUUGCGGAAAUGCAUCUUUGAUUGACAAAGGCUCAAUGGCGUCAGAAGGAUAUUGUUUCUCAUUCGGAAAAAAAUACACUGGCAUUGAUGAUCUGAACGAGUUCCGUCCACAUACCGUCUGUCUACAGAUUUCUCACCAACUCCGAACAUCCC